ACAACCGUCUCUCUUUUCGGGAAAUACGGGAUGUUUCGCCAAGGGAUGCACGACCUCAAAGUCUGGCCCAAUGUGGAAGCGGAUGGGUCCGAGCCCACCAAGACUCCCGGGAGGACCAGCAGUACCUUUUCCGAGGAUCAGAUGAGCCGACUAGCCAAGCUCACUAAGUCACAUCGGCAAGGUCACAUGGUGAAGGUAGACUGGCUGGACAGACUGACCUUUCGAGAAAUUGAGAUGAUCAACGAGAGUGAGAAGCGGAGUUCUAAUUUCAUGUACUUGAUGAUCGAAUUCCGCUGUGCCAAAAGUGAUGACAAAGAAUACGGGAUCGUAUAUUACGAGAAG
Messenger RNA from Pogona vitticeps (central bearded dragon), 342 nucleotides. NCBI's taxonomy places the organism in Eukaryota, Metazoa, Chordata, Lepidosauria, Squamata, Agamidae. The record is from RefSeq and is a predicted model, not a curated record.